AUGAUAGGACGGCUACUAAAUCCCGUAGAGAAUGCCACCGAGAAACCUGAGAAUCACUUCGCCGCUCUAGUCCCAGAUCAACAGUUUUUCACCAUUCCCUCUUUCACUCUCGAAUCGGGCGAAGUCCUCUACAAUGCGCCCGUUGCAUACACCACGCGGGGACAGCUUUCAGAAAAUAAAGACAAUGUCUUAGUCAUAUGUCAUGCUCUGAGCGGAAGCGCAGAUGUGGCAGACUGGUGGGGCCCCCUGCUUGGGGGACCCGGGCAAGCCUUCGAUGUCACCAGAUUCUUUGUUGUCUGCCUAAACAGCUUAGGGAGUCCGUAUGGCAGCGCCAGUCCUGUCACAAGCAAGAACGGAGACCCUUCCCUGGGAAGAUAUGGGCCAGAAUUUCCUCUCACAACAAUAAGAGACGAUGUGAAUAUUCAUAAGCUAGUGCUCGACAAGCUCGGGGUGCGACAAAUCGCCUGUGUUAUAGGUGGGUCAAUGGGCGGCAUGUUGACCUUGGAAUAUGCGUACUUUGGCAAAGAUUAUGUUCGCGCCAUUGCACCCAUUGCCACUGCUGCAACCCAUUCUGCUUGGGGCAUCAGCUGGGGUGAGGCACAACGCCAGGCCAUUUAUUCCGAUCCCAAGUAUGAUGAUGGGUACUACCCAUCUGACGACCCUCCCUCUGCCGGCCUAGGUGCAGCACGUAUGUCCGCUCUCCUGACGUAUCGUAGUCGUGAUUCAUUCGAGGCUCGAUUUGGUCGGAACGUUCCAGAUUUGUCCAAAAAGCCGGCUAUCAAUCAGGGUCAUAGAACGCCUGAAGGCCAGAACGAGCAUUGGACCAUCCAUAAUGACGGACACAAACGAGCAAAGGGCUCUCGUGACAGUCGACCCGCCUCACGAAACGGCAGAAUAUCCGAAUCUACAUCACAGCCUGAUUCCCCUAACAGGGCAGCACCCACAUCAGACUCAGACCAGCCAACCACCACUUUUCAAGACCCUCAGUUCACAGGCACGACAGAGUUCCCCAUUCCCGUUCCACCUAGCUUAUUCCGCCGAUCUUCCAGACCGGCACACUACUAUUACUCUGCACAAUCUUAUCUUCGCUACCAAGGGACUAAAUUUGUCACCCGCUUCGAUGCCAACUGCUAUAUCGCCAUCACGCGCAAGCUUGACACGCACGACGUGUCACGCAACCGCGCACCCACUGUUAAGGAGGCACUUGCGCAGAUCGAACAACCAACACUCGUGCUUGGAAUCGAAUCCGACGGUCUCUUCACAAUUGCCGAACAGCAGGAGAUCGCAGAAGCAAUUCCUGGUGCAAGACUGGGCAAGAUUGAUUCUCCAGAAGGCCACGACGCAUUCCUACUUCAGUUCGAGCAGGUCAACUCUUAUCUCCUUGGAUUCUUCAGAGAAGUGUUACCGGAUAUCAUGGAGAAGCCGGGCGUUGGUGCCGAUGAGGACAAGAAUGGCCACGUUGUGACUGAUGGGGUUGGGAAGUUGACUAAAAGCAGCACUUUUGGAGAGGCUGAGGUUGACGAUCUGACGGCCUGGUGA
Molecule: messenger RNA, 1539 nt
Organism: Exophiala aquamarina CBS 119918
Lineage: Eukaryota; Fungi; Ascomycota; Eurotiomycetes; Chaetothyriales; Herpotrichiellaceae
Product: homoserine O-acetyltransferase
Exons: 2
Coding region: 1-1539 (512 amino acids)
Biological process (GO): L-homoserine metabolic process
Molecular function (GO): homoserine O-acetyltransferase activity
Source: RefSeq, a predicted model, not a curated record